GACAUCAGUGGGAAUUAAAGUGCUCAGAAAUGAUUCUUUGAAAAAUUAUGCAGCAACACUUAGAGAUCUUUAUAUUGAAGAUGCUAGAGAGCUUGAAGAAAUAGAAGAUAAUCUGUUGCAAGACUGCACCCAGUUGAGGACCCUAUACAUCACUCAAGCUCCCAAAUUGAAAAGUAUACCUAAGGGAGUUUUCUCGGCUGUUCUUCCUAAAUUUAAAAUGCUGAAAAUAGCCCACUCAGGUCUGGAAGCUAUACCAAAUAUGAAUCAACUGCGGACAAAUUCAACCAUCAUAGCGAUGCUAGAUUUUGACAGCAACAAGAUUAAGAAUAUUACGUCAAGCUCCAUAAAUGUCAAAGCCGAAAAUCUAAUUUUGGACCACAAUAACAUUGAAGUCAUUGAAGAUUGGUCGUUCCAUGAUUCCCAGAUUGCAAAAUUGAGUUUAAAAGGUAACAGAAAUCUCCGAUUGAUCACAGAAGAUGCUUUCACUGGCCUUAAAAAUUUGAGAUCAUUGGAUCUUUCAGAGACGAGCAUUCGAAUGCUGCCAACUCGAGGACUGAGUUCUCUGGAAACUCUGAAAAUUACGGAUACAUUUGCCAUGAGGAAGUUCCCUUCGGUGUUACAUUUUCCAGAAAUCAAAGAGGCCCACCUUACAUAUCCUUACCAUUGCUGCGCCUUCAAAUUCCCAAUUACUCACGAUCCUAAGGAAUUUACUCGACUACAAUCAUUAAGAAGAGAUCUUCACAGACGAUACUGCGCCUCCACUACCACAGAUUAUCCUACAAGCCAUGUAACCGCCUCGAUGAUUGAGAAACGAUAUGUAUCUCGGGCUGCUCCUGAAGACGAAAUCGAAGAUAACGAUGAGAACAAAAUUAUUUAUGGUGAAUUAGUAUACACAGCAUCACCAGAUCAAAACCGAAGUGAUUGGGAAAUGGACUUCAAAAAACUGCUUGAUUGCGAACUUACGCAAGGAUGCUUCCACCCUGUCGUAGGGAAUCCUGCAGCGCAGCAGUUUCCAUUGAAUGACCCACAGUAUUUCGAAUCCGAGGAACUCUUCCGGUGGCAAAACUGUUCGUUUUCUGAAUUGACAUCUAAUCAAUGGCAGAAUUAUGAAGAGGAAGACCAAUCACAUUUGAACUUCCAGCGAGAUUUCCAUCUUAAGACAGGUGGUAUUUUCCAUUCGGUGGCAGUCACUAUUCGUCCAGAAAAUACAUUAAGAGCCAUCUGUGGCAACUUCGCCCAAGAUUUCCGCCAUGUUACAUGCGUUCCAGCACCUGAUGCUUUCAACCCUUGUGAGGACGUGAUGGGCCAGUGGUCACUAAGAGUUGCUGUCUGGUUCGUCGCCAUCGCCGCUAUGCUGGGAAAUCUGGCCGUUCUAGUCGUCAUCCUCAGCGCCCGGUCUACGAUGACUGUCUCUAAGUUUCUGAUGUGCCAUCUUGCUUUUGCUGACUUCUGUAUGGGAUUAUAUUUGAUGAUCAUUGCCAGCGUGGAUGUCCAUACUAUGGGCACGUAUUUUAAUCAUGCCAUUGACUGGCAACAUGGUGCAGGUUGUCAAGUGGCAGGCUUUUUAACUGUCUUCUCCAGCGAACUAUCAAUUUUCACUUUAACCGUAAUCACUCUUGAGAGAUGGUACGCCAUUACUUACGCCAUUCACCUGAAUCGUCGAUUACAUAUAGGCACUGCAGCGAAGGUUAUGACGUUAGGCUGGUUGUACGCGAUAGUUAUGGCAGCCCUCCCCAUCAUGGGCAUCAGCGGAUAUACUAAAACCUCUAUUUGCUUGCCCAUGGAGAACAGAAAUCUCACAGAUUUAGUUUACCUCAUAUGUCUGCUAAGUGUCAAAGGUUUUGCCUUCUUCCUCAUCUGCACUUGUUAUGCUAAGAUGUAUCUGUCCAUCAGAGUAUCAAAUAAUGGUGGCAACAGGCAGACUCCCGAUCUUCAUGCCAACAGAGCAGUGCGCUCUGACCUCUCUGUUGCUAAGCGAAUGGCUAUGCUAGUGUUCACUGAUUUCGCAUGCUGGGCUCCCAUAGCAUUUUUCGGAUUGACAGCAGUCUUUGGGAUGCCACUAAUCGACGUCACCAAGUCGAAGAUUCUUCUUGUUUUCUUCUAUCCUCUCAAUUCGUGCGCCAAUCCAUUCCUUUACGCCAUCCUCACCAAGCAGUAUCGGAGGGAUGUCCUUGCUCUACUUGCCAGAUGGGGAUUGUGCCGUCAUAGGAGUUCCUGCGUUCACGGGCGAACGUUAUCUACCAACACUCAUCACCAACAAAGAAGAGUCUCUUCUGUCAAAGCUCUGUAUAGAAAUUCGUUAGUACUCAAGGGCAAUCAAAGACAGCAAGUAAUGCUGUCUAAUAGUGCUAUGGUCCGUCAGUUUGCGGUGAAUAAUGACAGAGCUAUGAUAAAUGAUUUCUAUCCCAAUGAUGUAAAAUCUUCAGCUGAAUAUUCGGGAAGCAUAUCAAAAGAGAGUAGUCCUGCCAUUCACAGAGGUUCACCUCAUCCGAUAAAGAAUAGUUUCACCAAAGUCCACCAUCCAGAUCAACAGAUCAUCCUGCGAAGAGUUCUGGAAUUCCGAGGUUCUACCAAUGGAUCCCAAUCAACUUCACAAGUCACUACUGCAGACCACACCACCACCGACACUACAACAGAUGGCCACGUGUCAUAUGAUGAAGACGGCCUAGGAAACUCCCGUGACACGGCAGUCUGAAUGUUUUUCAAAACAGAUUAAUGAAGAGAUAUUUCAUGAGCUAUGCUGGAUGAGCCUAAGUCCCAAUCACGAUCUUAAAAAACAGUGACUGCACAUUUUAUGUAAGAGCUUUCAUUUCUAUGAAAAAAAGCUAAGUAAAUCAAAAAUGCAUUUAUAGAUAACUUAGAAUCAACAAAAAAGAUAAGGUUAAUUUAGAUAAUUUAUAGCCGAGAAUCAUCACUGGUUUUGUUGCUAAGGUUCGGUAAACAUCGGAAUUCUUUAAUAUCCUAAAGGUACCUCUGAGUAUUAUUUAAAAAUAUUAUUCAUAUUUGGUUAUAAGAAUUGACGCUACAUCAGCCUAACUUUUAAAUGGUGGUAAUUUCAUGAAAUAUCAGAAUUUUUCAACUUUUAAACCUCAGACGUUUCAGUUAAAAGUACUUCUCAGUAUUUUAUACUUUGUAUUGUUUAAAUCUAAUGCAGUAAAACCUGUCUUUAGUGAAUCUUUUAAGAGUAAAUUCGUACUUCUUUAAUCCCAUUUUAAACCUCUGAAGAAUUCUUUUUUUUUUACUUCACCCGUAUAUUAACUGUAAUUUCAUAUAUCCAUUUAAAGAAUAUAUCUUUAUGGUUAUUCGAGCGUGGGUUUUCAUUAAUUAUCUAUAAUACUUUGAAAUAACUUGCAAACCUGCUGUCCGAGUUAAAUCUUUUACAAAUUAUUUGGUGUAUUUCCAUCUACUAAUAGCACACAUAAUCUGGAGUACAGUGCCUACCUUUAUUGAGUUUAGGACAAAACGUAAACAAUCUCUUUAACAUUUCGCUGAAGAUAGCUUUUACUGUAUUUGUAGGUUAGAGAAAGAUGUGUGUUCCUUACACAUCAAACUUUUAACAGGUACUGAAAAUUUUUGUAAUUUUUUUUAACUCAUUAGUGUUUGCGACCACGUACAUGAGUUAAACUCCGAAAUAACGUGGUAAUUAACAAAUAAAAUUAUUUCAUUUUCAUGUUAGCUAUUACAGCUAGUAAAUGUAAGGAUAGUAGUAUCAAAAUUGUAAAAGCAGUUGUCGGAUAAUUUUAUGUCUACUUAUUCCGUAAGAGAAUUAAAAUUAUUCCUAAAUACAUAUGAAGUAUUUUUGCGUAUUAAAACGGCUGUAAAUUUUUAUUUUUAUUGGAAUUUAAAAACUAUUUCAUGUAUGCAUUGUGUAAUUAAGUGUAAUUCUGUACGCAGUUCUGUGGUAACUUCAGUAUUUUUCUUCUAAUCACGUAUAAACACAGCUUUAAUUUUAGAAAAAUCAUUUUCUUUUUUGGUGAAAUAUUAUUGUGAAUUACCAUUCAACUCUGCAUAUUGUGUUUCUGUGAUUUGUUAGUGUUUGAUGUAAUUAUAUGAUCAAAAAGUGUAACAAUACGCUGUUGUAGAAAGCAGUGGUCCUGUAAAAGCUGAGUCUAUUCUCAGAGUUUAUUUAUUUAAAAACGUUUGCUUAUUUUACAAUAAUUUAUUUAAAAUUUUUCAUUUAGUUUACACUUAUUUAAAAAGCUUUUUAUAUUAUAUUUAUUUAUUUAAUUAAUAUCUUUUUA
Molecule: messenger RNA, 4241 nt
Organism: Stegodyphus dumicola
Lineage: Eukaryota; Metazoa; Arthropoda; Arachnida; Araneae; Eresidae
Product: lutropin-choriogonadotropic hormone receptor-like
Biological process (GO): adenylate cyclase-activating G protein-coupled receptor signaling pathway; activation of adenylate cyclase activity; hormone-mediated signaling pathway
Cellular component (GO): plasma membrane
Molecular function (GO): protein binding; protein-hormone receptor activity; G protein-coupled peptide receptor activity
Source: RefSeq, a predicted model, not a curated record